AUGUCUGUCAUCCAUUCUGAAACAGACACCUAUGAUAUUAUUCAGAUCUUGGGCAAGGGGACUUUUGGUGAGGUGGCAAAGUGCUGGAAGAGGAGCACCGGCCAUUUUGUGGCCAUCAAGAUCCUCAAAAGUGAUUCAUACCGUGCCCGAAUCAUCAAAAACGAGCUAAAGAUGUUGAGAGUGUUGGGAACAGUGAAUCCCGACCAAUACCACUUCAUCCGAUUCUUUGAGUGUUUCCACGACGACACCAAGUCGUACUUGGUGUUUGAGCUUCUGGAACAGAACAUCUUUGAGUUUCAGAAGGAGAACAACUUUGCCCUCCUCCCUGCCAGACACAUUCGGACUGUAACAACCCAGGUCCUGAGAGCCCUCCAGAAGCUCAAGGACCUGUCAAUCAUUCAUGCUGACCUUAAGCCUGAGAAUAUCAUGAUCAUUGAUCAGAAGCGGUUCCCCUUCCGUGUGAAAGUUAUUGAUUUUGGAUCUGCGAGCAUAUUUCAUGAGGUGCGGUAUGUCAAAGAACCCUACAUCCAGUCCAGGUUCUAUCGCUCUCCUGAGAUUCUCCUCGGCCUCCCCUUCUGCGAGAAGGUGGACAUGUGGUCGCUGGGCUGCGUCAUGGCAGAGCUGCACCUGGGCUGGCCCCUCUACCCCGGCAACAGUGAGUACGACCAGGUCCGCUACAUCGUGGAGACGCAGGGGCUGCCGAAAGACCAGCUCCUCAACGCGGCCACCAAGGCGGGGCAGUUCUUCCGCCGCAACCCACGCCAGCAUGCUGGCCCCCAGUGGCAGCUCAAGUGCGCCGCCGAUUACCAGGCGGAGACUAUGGUGCAGCCCCUGGAGAGGAGGAAGUACGUGCUCAAGUCGCUGGACCAGCUGGAGACCAUCAACAUCACCAAGACUGUCUUCCCGGACGAUGAGGUGAUCGCCGAGUUCCACGACCGCAAGAACAUGGUGGAGCUCAUCAAGAGGAUGUUAACCCUGGACUCACAUGAGCGCAUCACGCCCAGCGCCGCGCUGAAGCACCCUUUCGUCACCAUUCAGCAGCUCAAAAUGACCCACGAGCACACCAAGUACUAUGACCUGUCAGUGCAAGGGCUCAACGCAGCUCUCAACUGUGACAAGCGGGCCCUGGCUCAACGACAUUACUACAACGUGGUCGAUGAGACUUUCUACGCCAACUCUGAUCACUACGAGUGCAGGCAGGCUCACCACAUCCCCAGCAUCACCUCGAUGCAGAGGGCCAUUGACAAGAUGGACAACCUGACUAUUGAGGAGCCAGGCCGGGAGGUUGGCAUCAGCAUGUGGCCUGAAGGAGCAGGUAAUGCAGUGUACCAGCCUUCCACCUCAAAGGCGGUGAAUCCCACCUGCCUGCCCCAUUCAUACCACCAAGGAGCCUGCUUCAGGUCCAACCACACUGGCCAUCGGCACAGGAAAGAGCCAGUCAUGUGUUACUACGGCAACCAAGGCGGGCUGAAGCAGCGGAAGGCUCCUCACCAUUCCAAGUCGGACCCUACGUUUGGGAAUGUGAUACUGCUCGGACAGGAACCUUCCACGGAGGUCAUCAGCUGGGAGGAGGAGGACACGGAGGCCAUCUUUUCAGCUCCUUCUUCCUCGGCACAAGAGGCGAAGAGGGCCGAGGAGGCCAUGUUCCAUAAAGAGCCUUCGGGUCCUGAGAUACCUCAGCAGAUUAUCGAACUGAUGGAGGUUACAGGUGUCAGGCACAGCAAGACCGUCGAGUUGUUGGAAAACCAGAAUGAGAACAUUAACAUAAGGAGAUCUCAACCAAGCCAACAGGAUUCUGAACACUCCGACAGCUUCGACAAUGAAUGGUUAAAUAACGGCAGCGAGACUUGGAGUCCUGAUAGCACAGAUUCCGUCUCCAUUGAAUACGAGGAGAUACAGACACGAAGUAACAGUUACCAGAAUUACCUGCACAUGGAAAAUCAGCAUUAG
Pristis pectinata (smalltooth sawfish) is the source of this 1950-nucleotide messenger RNA. RefSeq names its product homeodomain-interacting protein kinase 4-like. Gene Ontology annotation, molecular function: ATP binding; protein tyrosine kinase activity; protein serine/threonine kinase activity. The coding region runs from base 1 to 1950 and encodes 649 amino acids. The record is from RefSeq and is a predicted model, not a curated record. The transcript has 4 exons. NCBI's taxonomy places the organism in Eukaryota, Metazoa, Chordata, Chondrichthyes, Rhinopristiformes, Pristidae. Gene Ontology annotation, cellular component: nucleus; cytoplasm. Gene Ontology annotation, biological process: peptidyl-serine phosphorylation; peptidyl-threonine phosphorylation.